Messenger RNA from Spirometra erinaceieuropaei, 645 nucleotides. The record is from the annotation of a GenBank genome assembly. Lineage: Eukaryota; Metazoa; Platyhelminthes; Cestoda; Diphyllobothriidea; Diphyllobothriidae.
AUGGUAGGUUUGUCCUCUACAAUUCAAUUGUCUUCUGUUUAGUCCACUAUCUCGAAGAGACCAGCAGGCACAGUUCAUUCUAAAAAACAAUCAGACUUCGCAUCAAGGCCAAACGCUGCUGCCGAGGUUCUGCACCUCCUAUAAUCUAUAUGAAUAUUCUAAUUUUUUAGACGCAGGAAAUUAAAGAUGCGUUUGACCUGUUUGAUGUGGAUAAAACUGGUUUUAUCGACACUAAGGACCUAAAAGUUGCCAUGCGAGCACUUGGUUUUGAGCCGAAGAAAGAGGAGAUUAAGAGACUAAUUUCCGAAUACGAUCCCGAGGCUAAAGGUUCCCCACGCUAACUCAGCCUUAACAGAUCCAAUAGGUCAGCUAGCGUAUGCAGAUUUUCAUCGAAUGAUGUCAGUAAAGAUGCAAGAUAAAGAUGCCCGAGAAGAAGUCCUAAAAGCUUUUCAUCUGUUUGACGAUGAUGAGACAGGGAAGAUAUCCUUCAAAAACCUCAAGCGUGUUGCCAAGGAAUUGGGUGAGAAUCUGACCGACGAAGAGUUGCAGGUACUUCAAAUACUUUUCACAACUUCCAGGAAAUGAUCGAUGAAGCCGAUCGCGAUGGUGAUGGCGAAGUUAACGAGGAGGAAUUUUUGCGGAUAA